AUGGGCCGCAGCGGCGCGGCGCUGGCGCUGCUGCUGCCCAGCGAGUCGGCCUACGUGGAGCUGCUGCGCCUGCGGAAGGUGCCCCUCAAGGAGGUCGAGAAGCUGCCAGGCGCGCCUGACGGCCUGACCGCCUGGCUGCGGUCUGAGGCAGAGACGGACCGGGAGGCGAUGGACAAGGCCACGCGCGCGUUUGUGAGUUUCGUGAGGGGCUACAAGGAGCACCACCUCAAGUACAUCUUCCGGAUACAGGAGCUGAGCCUGGGGCGCCUGGCGGCGGCGAUGGGCCUGCUGCGGCUGCCGCGGAUGCCGGAGACCAAGAAGGUCCCCAGGGACGAGUUCACGCCAUCACAGGUCGACCCCGAGAGCGUCCCCUUUCGCGACAAGACCCGGGAGAAGCAGCGGCAGAGGCAGAUCAAGCAGAAGCGCGUGGCCGAGGCCGAGGCGGCGGCGACGGGCGGCAGCCAGCCGCCAAAGCGGGGCGCGCCCGACGGCAAGCGCGGGCGCGGCGCGGACGGGCAGGGGCAGGGGCAGCAGCAGCAGCAGCCGGAGGAGAAGCUUCCGGCGGCGAAGCGGCGGCAGCUGCAGCAGCGGGAUGAAAUGGCCGAGUUGACGCGUGACUACCGGCUGCUGACUCAGCUCAAGAAGGGCAAGAUCACGCAGCGGGCGUUCGAUCUGGCCACCGGGAUCUCCUCGGGGUCCGACGACGAUCUGGAUCUGGAGGCGGGAGGCGGCGGGCAGCGGGAAGGCGGAGGGGCAGGCAGUGCAGCCGGCGGUGCCAGGGGGGCCGGAAAGGGCGCCGGCGGCGGCAGCGGCGGUGGCGGCGGCACGGAGGGCAGCAGCGUGAGCCGGCUGCUGGAUAAGAAGCGGAAAAAGAAGAAAAAGAAGCAGAAGCGGCAGGCGGCCGGCGCCGCGGGAGCUGGCGGCGCCGGCGCCGGCGGCGGGCAGUGA
Messenger RNA from Monoraphidium neglectum, 948 nucleotides. RefSeq names its product DEAD-box ATP-dependent RNA helicase 18. The record is from RefSeq and is a predicted model, not a curated record. Bases 1 to 948 code for a protein of 315 amino acids. The transcript is spliced from 4 exons. NCBI's taxonomy places the organism in Eukaryota, Viridiplantae, Chlorophyta, Chlorophyceae, Sphaeropleales, Selenastraceae.